AUGACACGAAUGAUAGGAAUGAGAAUUUAUUGGUGUUCUUUACAUAUUUUGUUUCUUUCAAUCGUUUCAUGCCAAAUUACUCCAGAUAUAACUGAACCACGAAUAACAUCGAUUGUUCCAAUUAAUUCCACAGCAUUAACUGUUAACUGGCAGUUCGCUGAUACGUCAAUUGAUCGAUCAGAUUUAAUAAGAAUUUCAAUUGAUUUUCACGAGUAUUAUUAUACUUACAAUCGAACAUAUUCAGGAACGAAUUACACUAAACGCUUAUUAUUAUGUUUGUUUCUCAUCCAAUUCAACCCUCGAACAUGUUCACGUUCGAAUACAACAUGUUCAGGACCAUCAUCAGUUCUUAUAUCAUCGAUCAACAUGUCUCCUACUGCAUUUUUAAUCUCAUUUCUUUGGCCGAAUGAUUUACCAUAUAAGCCAAUUUCUUUUACGACCCACUUGAUCAAUAAUAAUCAAUCAGGCACACCACUGAGUGUCAUACAAAAUUCGACGUAUACAAAUCGAUCCUAUCUAUUUAGUGGCCUCACGUCGAGUACAGUUUAUACUGUGAACACAAGCUUUAGCUAUAGUACACUUUACAAUGUUACAAAAACGAAUACGAGUACUUUGAUAGUAACAACAUCUUCCUCAGCAAGAAUGUUUUAUACCGGUGUUGUACAUUUCUUCUCGGUGAUAAUGUUCGUCUUAUUCUUCUAG
Messenger RNA from Adineta ricciae, 702 nucleotides. Lineage: Eukaryota; Metazoa; Rotifera; Eurotatoria; Adinetida; Adinetidae. The record is from the annotation of a GenBank genome assembly.